AUGGCCAAUCUGAGUGAGUACGAAAAGGACCCCGGAUGGCAGUACCUCAAGAGGUCUCGCGAGCAGCAGCUCAAGGACCAAUCUCAACCAUACGACUCAAAGAAGAGCGUAUGGGUUCCAGAUCCGGAAGAAGGCUACGUGGCUGGAGAAAUUAAGUCCACCAAAGGUGACAAUGCUGUCGUGAUCAUCGAAAACUUAUACCGGAAAGAUGCGCGUGCAGAGAUGAAUCCACCAAAUUCGAAAAGGACGGGAGAAACCACCCGGUGCCCUCUCCACAGACAUGCUCAAGCUCACCGCCUCAAUGCACGCGUCCGUGCUCUACAACUCAGAGCUCGUGAUGCAGCACAUGCUUAUCUAGCGUGGCAUGCUAUUGCGUUCAAAGGAACAUACUCCGGACUUUUCUGUGUGGUGAUUAAUCCAUACAAGCGGCUCCCUAUCUACACAGAAUCGGUGGCGAGGAUGUACAUGGGCAAACGUAGGACUGAAAUGCCUCCUCAUUUGUUCGCCGUUUCCGAUGAGGCGUACCGAAACAUGCUUAUGGAUCAUGAGAACCAGUCUAUGCUCAUCACAGGAGAAUCUGGAGCAGGAAAAACGGAAAACACCAAGAAAGUAAUCGCCUACUUCGCCUCUGUCGGUGCCAGCCAACAAGCAGUGAAAGCCAGUACCGACAAGAC
This is a messenger RNA of Ostertagia ostertagi, 674 nucleotides long. The record is from the annotation of a GenBank genome assembly. NCBI's taxonomy places the organism in Eukaryota, Metazoa, Nematoda, Chromadorea, Rhabditida, Trichostrongylidae.